Mirounga angustirostris (Northern elephant seal) is the source of this 1398-nucleotide messenger RNA. It is a transcript of the gene SETD9, whose product is annotated as SET domain containing 9. The record is from RefSeq and is a predicted model, not a curated record. Lineage: Eukaryota; Metazoa; Chordata; Mammalia; Carnivora; Phocidae. Bases 37 to 996 code for a protein of 319 amino acids. Gene Ontology annotation, molecular function: protein binding. The transcript is spliced from 6 exons.
CCCGCGCUGCCUUCGUCACAGCGCCGCGGGACAGCCAUGCCCGGCCGCCUGCUGCGGGGCCUGUGGCAGCGAUGGCGCCGUUACAAGUACCGCUUCGUUCCUUGGAUCGCGCUGAACCUAAACCACAACCCGAGGACCCUCCGAUAUGUUCCAGAGGAAUCCAAAGACAAAGUUAUCUCAGAUGAAGAUGUCCUAGGAACAUUACUGAAAGUUUUCCAGGCUCUAUUCAUAAAUGAUUUCAAUAAGCAAUCAGAUAUCUUGACUAUGCUUCCAGAAACUGUUAAAUCAAAAUAUCACGACCUACUGUCAGUUCAACAUCCAAGGGUGAAACCGCUUGAAUACAGACAUGAACAGCAAAAUACCUUUAAACCAGAAGAAAUUCUUUAUAAGACAUUGGGUUUCAGUGUUGCCCAAGCAACUAGCUCAUUGAUUUCUGCGGGAAAAGGUGUCUUCGUUACCAGAGGAUUGGUACCAAAAGGCGCGGUUGUAUCUAUGUAUCCUGGUAAUGGCACAGUUAGUGCUUUGCCAAGAGUUUCCUAUUUAUCGACUAAUAUAAGUUCAAGUACAGUAUAUCAGAAGUAUGAGCCAAUCUUUUUCCAAUCCAUUGGAAAUCCAUUUAUUUUUAGAUGCUUGGAUGGGGUACUCAUUGAUGGAAAUGACAAAGGAAUAUCAAAAGUUGUAUACAGAUCUUGCAAUGGAAGGGAUCGACUUGGUCCUUUCAAAAUGAGUGAUAGUACAUGGCUAACAUCAGAAAUUUGUAAUCCACUGGCUGUAGGACAGUAUGUCAACAAUUGUUCAAAUGACAGAGCAGCUAAUGUCUGCUAUCAGGAAUUUGACGUGCCUGCAAUUUUUCCUGUAGAGCUGAAGCAAUAUCUUCCGAACAUUGCAUACAGCUGUGACAAACAAAGCCCACUUCGAUGUGUCAUUCUUGUAGCGCUCAGGGACAUCAAACAAGGAGAAGAGCUUUUCUCAAACUACUAUACAAUUGUCAGCUAACUAUGAACUAGAAAUUAGGUUUUCUGCUAUUGAGUUCAUUCUAAAUGUUUUUUGUUCAUCAUAUCUCUGAGUUCUACCUAUACAACAAAUAUUUUGAGGCCUAAUUGGAGUGGGAAUUUUUUGUUUUUAUUGAUACUGUUUUUAUGAUAAAAGCUCUUUGCUUCAUUACAAUUUCAAAUUGUCAUACAAUUCCGAUCUUAAUUGGCUUUCCCCUAAAUAUACAGUAGCUUAUUAAAUUAAAACCUACUGCCUGAACUUAAAAUUUCAAAUGUUCUUUUAUUUUGUAUAUCUCUGUGGUGGUUUAUAAAAUUCCAGCCAAGCCAUCAUCAUUUCUUGCACUGUUGAUUUGUACAAACUUCUGUAAAAACUGUAUUUUUAUGUAAUAAACUAAAGCAAAAAAUA